Molecule: messenger RNA, 595 nt
Organism: Monoraphidium neglectum
Lineage: Eukaryota; Viridiplantae; Chlorophyta; Chlorophyceae; Sphaeropleales; Selenastraceae
Product: putative Protein RCC2 like protein
Exons: 8
Source: RefSeq, a predicted model, not a curated record
AUGCAGCUCGGUAGAUCCUCCGGCAAGGGCAAGAAGACAGACGCCGAGAAGCAGGCAGAGCUGCAGCGUGCGGAGAAAUACCCCAACUUAGCGACCCCACACCGGCUCAAGGGGCUUGAUAACAUCCGCGUUGCAUUCGUCGCGGGCGGCUCCACUGCGGUGCACGCGCUCAUCGGGGACGUCAACGGAGCCUGCUACACCUGGGGCCGCAAUGAGAAGGGUCAGUUGGGCCACGGCGAUACGCAGCAGCGCAAUGUACCCACCAGGGUAGCUGGGCUGGAUGGCAAGUUCAUCAUCAAAGCUUCCGGCGGCAAGCACCACUCCGUGGUGGUGACUAAGGACGGGCAAUCUUUCGGGUUUGGGCUGAACACAAUGGGCCAGCUGGGCACCGGGAGCAUCCGCCGCGGGAAGAACAGCCCAGACGACAUCCAGCUGGCGCCGGUCAAGUGCGCCGUGGAGGCUGCCACCGACGUGGCCUGCGGCGGCGACUACACGCUGUGGCUCGUUGGCGAGGGGGGCCGCGUGUGGUCUGCGGGUUACCCGCAGUACGGCCAGCUGGGUGACGGCGACGACCACAUGUACAACGCAAAGGAGU